AUUUCCUAAUUCGACCCUUUGACUCUAUCAUCUCCCGGUUCUGAACUCUCUUUUGGUUAUCGCCAUCUACCUCAUCGGAACUACGGUCAUCGCCACCUCCACCGCCGCCGCCGUCUUUUCCACCUUCAUCGGAGCAUCUACUAUUGCUGUUGAUCUCUACGGCUCGUUAAUUUUGACUAAUUUUAUUCUCUUCUGUGCUAGAGGCAGCUGGAAUCGGACGUUGGUGAAUUACAGCGAAUAUGUGUAUUACAGAUACUGUAAACUUAUUUCACGGCAAAAUGGUUGGAUGAAUAUAAGGCCUACCCAGCUGAGUAAGUGUGGGAUUCUCAUCUAUUUGAUGGAAUGCUUAUAGUCUGUGCUAUGAAGUACAUGUUCUUUGGAAGGAUACAAGAUAAAAAUGAAUUUGCAGCAUAUGUCCGGGCAGAUCUCAGGGCAGGUUCCAAAUCAAAGUGGCACUUCUCUGCCUGGGCUACCCCAGCAGAGUGGAAAUCCUCUUACUAUGCAGAUGCAAAAUCCGGUUGUCCAUAGCAAUGUGCUAAAUAUGGAGCCUGAUUUCUCGAGAGCUCGGAUUUUUAUAUCAAAUAAGAUCUACGAUUAUCUAAUGCAGCGGCAGCAAUCCCAUGAGAAACCUCCAAAGAAGGUUAUGGAUAUAGUUAAACGCUUGGAGGAGGGCUUGUUUAAAAGUGCUUCAUCAAAGGAAGAGUAUUUGAAUCAAGCAACUUUGGAGAACCGGUUACAUGUCCUGAUUAAAAGCCUCCGGAUGAACAACCAGAACCAGCGAUUCCCUCGUGUUAAUUCUUCUGGCUCCAUUGGUACAAUGAUACCAACCCCAGGCAUGACACAAAGUGCGAAUUCAGCCCUGAUUGGAACAUCAUCUGUUGACAGUUCCAUGGCUGCUGGCAGUACCAUUGCAUCCUCUGCGGGAAGCUUCUUGCCAAUGGCUAAUGUGUCUUCCAGUGGGUGUUUGACAAAUGGAUAUCAACAGCCAACUUCCAAUUUCUUGGUCAGUUCGGGUGGGAAUAAUUUGGUACCAUCAAUGAGUGGGCAAAGAAUGACAAGCCAAAUGAUCCCCACUCCAGGGUUUAAUGCCAGUGGUGGUGCUAAUUUGAAUAGCAACACUAACACACAGUCUUCCCUGAAUUUGGACUCAACCAAUAGUAUUGCUGCACUUCCUAGUGUUGAUUCCAUGAAUGUUUCACAGCCUCUGCAACAAAAGCAGCAUGUUGCUGCUCAAAACAGCCGUAUACUCCAUACAGUUGGCAGCCAUGUGGGUGGUGGAAUCAGGUCAGGAUUUCAGAAUAGAUCCUAUGGACAGUCAACUGGGCCUCUUAAUGGAGGGGGACUUGGAAUGAUUGGAAACAAUUUGCACUUGGUGAAUGGUUCAGCACCUGAGGGCUAUAUAUCAGCAACCACGUAUGGGAACUCCCCAAAGUCAUUGCCGCAGCACUUCGAUCAACAGCAUCAACCAUUAAUGCAAGGUGAUAGAUAUGGUAUCAGUCAUGCAGAUACUUCGGGGUCUGGAAACUUAUGUCUUCCUGUUUCUUCUGUGGGAAUGGUCAUGAAUAAUCAAAAACCGGGUGCUGUAGCCUUACAGUCCAUCUCCAGAACAAACUCUCCGUUGAUUACCAAUCAGUCAAACUUGACUGCCUCUGGGCAAAUGCCAAAUGUAAAGGUUCAACCAGCUGAUCAGUCAACGAAAAUGAACUAUCAGUCCCAGCAUUCACUGGGAGAUAACCAUUUAUCUUCCUAUCAGCAUCAACAUUCUCAACAGCCACCUCAGCAGUUCCAGGAGCAACAUCAACUUGUUCAACCUCAACUCCAACAGAAGCUGCAAAAUCAGCAGCACCAAACUUUGUCAAGGAGCAAUGCUUUUGCUCAAGCUCAGGCUCCUUCUGAUAUUGGUAUUCAGGUAAAGUCUGAGCAUGGAAAUCAUGAUGAAGCUCAACAUUCCCGGGUCAAUGCUGAGCAAUUUCAGUUCUCUGACAUGGAUCAGUUUCAGCCAAAUUCUAUUGAAGACCAUUCUAAAGAUGCAGUAUUUCAGGGUCAAUGGUAUUCCAAGUCGCAAGAUGGGAGUCAAAUACCGGGUAGCUUCUCAGAUAAGCAAAAUGUGCAAGAGGAGUUGUAUCUGAGAACUUCCAGGAAAGAGGAAGCUUAUCCAAAUAAUUUAUGCACUGAGAGAUCACCGAUCGGUCAACCUGUUGGUAAUGGAGCAGUUGCCACCAAUAACGCAAGCAGCUCCAUCUGCAGAUUUAAUCACCUUCCUCGUGAACGACAGUAUUUCAAUCAGCAGAAGUGGCUAUUGUUUUUGACUCAUGCACGUGGAUGUUCUGCUCCUGAAGGGAAAUGUGCAGAGAAGAAUUGCAUAAAAGCUCAAAAACUUGUGAAGCAUAUGGAACGAUGCAGCACCUUUGAGUGUCAAUAUCCUCGUUGCCCUGCCACAAGAGACUUAAUUAAUCACUAUAGACGUUGCAGAGAUCUAAACUGUCCUGUUUGCAUUCCUGUCAGGAAAUUUGUACGGGCACAACAGAAAGUUGCUCGUCCUGGCUGCAAUUCUGAUAUGCCAUCUUCUGCUAAUGGUACUUGUAGAUCCUAUGGUACCGGUGAGAUUGCUUCCAGGUUGACUGCCAAGCAGGGUUCAGUGCCAGUUCAAACAGAAGAUUUACAGUAUUCAGUUAAGCGCCCGAAGAUUGAGCAACCUUCUCAAUCUCUUAUCGUGGAAACUGAAAAUUGUUUUAUGUCAGUUACCGCCAGUGAGUCUCACGUUACCCAAAAUGCCCAGCCCAUUGAACAGCAUGGCAAUGCUGUGGCAAUGAAAUCUGAAAUCACUGACGCAAUGAUGGAAAUUCCUGCUAAGGCUGUGCUAGUCAGUCCCAGGAGUAUUGACAUACGAAAUGACAAUUUGGAUGGUUCCUGCAUUCGGAAGUCUGAUGGUGAUUCUGUUGUAUCAAGUAAUGCAGCUUGUCUUGUGAAACAGGAAAAUGUUAAGACUGAAAAGGACAUUGUUCAGCCUAAACAGGAAAAUAUGUCAGCACCCUCUGAAAGCACCAGUGGAUCUAAGUCUGGGAAGCCUACAAUAAAGGGUGUAUCAAUGACUGAAUUAUUCACCCCAGAGCAAGUCCGAGAACACAUUAUUGGUCUGAGGCGAUGGGUUGGCCAGACCAAAGCAAAAGCAGAAAAAAAUCAAGCAAUGGAACAUUCCAUGAGUGAAAAUUCAUGUCAAUUAUGUGCAGUUGAGAAGCUAAAUUUUGAACCUCCACCUAUAUAUUGUACUCCUUGUGGUGCUCGUAUUAAACGAAAUGCAAUGUAUUAUACCAUUGGAACUGGUGAUACUAGACACUACUUUUGCAUUCCAUGCUAUAAUGAGGCUCGUGGAGACACCAUUAAUGUUGAUGGGACCACUAUCCCGAAGGCGAGGAUGGAGAAAAAGAAAAACGACGAGGAGACUGAAGAAUGGUGGGUUCAAUGUGAUAAGUGUGAAGCUUGGCAACAUCAGAUUUGUGCAUUGUUCAAUGGUAGGAGGAAUGAUGGUGGGCAAGCCGAGUAUACCUGUCCCAAUUGCUAUAUUAUAGAGGUUGAAAGAGGUGAGCGUAAGCCCUUACCACAGAGUGCUGUUCUUGGAGCCAAAGAUCUGCCUCGCACAUGUCUCAGUGAUCAUAUUGAGGUUCGAUUAGAUAGGGUUUUGAAGGAUGAUAGACAAAAAAGAGCAGAACGUGAAGGAAAAAGUUAUGAUGAGGUUCCCGGUGCUGAAGGGCUUGUUGUAAGAGUUGUGUCAUCAGUAGACAAAAAGUUAGAAGUGAAAUCAAGGUUUCUUGAGGUCUUUCAAGAAGAGAACUAUCCGCUGGAGUUCCCAUAUAAAUCAAAGGUGUUAUUGUUAUUUCAGAAAAUUGAGGGUGUAGAAGUGUGCCUCUUUGGCAUGUAUGUUCAGGAAUUUGGAUCUGAAUGCGCACAACCAAAUCAUCGUCGUGUUUAUCUCUCGUAUCUAGAUUCUGUCAAAUAUUUCAGGCCUGAGAUCAAAGCUGCAUCUGGCGAGGCUCUUCGCACUUAUGUGUACCAUGAAAUUUUGAUUGGAUAUUUAGAAUAUUGCAAAAAGCGUGGUUUCUCAAGUUGCUAUAUAUGGGCUUGUCCUCCACUGAAGGGUGAAGAUUAUAUAUUAUAUUGCCACCCAGAAAUCCAGAAAACCCCAAAAUCUGACAAACUCAGAGAGUGGUAUUUAUCAAUGUUACGAAAAGCUGUGAAGGAAAAGAUUGUUGUGGAUCUCACAAAUUUAUUUGACCAUUUCUUCACCACCACAGGCGAAUGUAAAGCUAAAAUCACUGCAGCUCGCCUGCCCUAUUUUGAUGGAGACUAUUGGCCUGGUGCAGCAGAGGAUAUGAUUUUUCAACUUCAACAAGAAGAAGAUGGGAGGAAACAUCAUAAGAAGGGGGCUAUGAAGAAGACCAUAUCAAAAAGAGCUCUUAAAGCAUCUGGUCAAUCCGAUCUUUCUGGAAAUGCAACUAAGGAUAUACUUCUAAUGCACAAACUUGGUGAAACUAUUUCUCCAAUGAAGGAAGAUUUUAUUAUGGUCCAUUUGCAGCAUGCAUGUACUCAUUGCUGUAUUCUGAUGGUAUCCGGUAAUCGUUGGGUAUGCAAACAAUGCAAGAACUUUCAGCUUUGCGACAAGUGCUAUGAAGUUGAGCAAAAACUCGAAGCCAGAGAAAGGCAUCCUCUCUAUCACAAGGACAUUCAUAUGCUUUAUCCAACUGAAAUUGAUGAUGUACCUGCUGAUACAAAGGAUCCAGAUGAAAUUCUUGAGAGUGAGUUUUUUGAUACAAGGCAGGCAUUUUUGAGCCUUUGUCAAGGAAACCAUUACCAAUAUGAUACCCUGCGGCGUGCUAAACAUUCCUCAAUGAUGGUCCUUUACCACCUUCAUAAUCCCACUGCACCAGCUUUUGUGACAACUUGCAAUAUUUGUCAUCUUGACAUAGAAACAGGUCAAGGUUGGCGGUGUGAAACUUGUCCUGAUUAUGAUGUAUGUAAUGCUUGCUAUCAGAAGGAUGGUGGAGUUGAUCAUCCUCACAAGUUAACUCAUCACCCAUCCAUUGCUGAGCGUGAUGCUCAGAAUAAAGAAGCUAGACAACAACGAGUUCUGCAGCUUAGGAAGAUGCUUGACCUCUUGGUGCAUGCAUCUCAGUGCCGCUCUUCCCAUUGUCAAUAUCCAAACUGUCGGAAAGUUAAGGGGCUUUUCCGCCAUGGUAUACAGUGCAAAGUACGUGCUUCAGGAGGUUGUGUUCUCUGUAAGAAAAUGUGGUACCUUCUUCAACUCCAUGCCCGUGCUUGCAAAGUAUCCGAGUGUCAUGUGCCGCGAUGCAGAGAUUUGAAAGAACAUCUUCGAAGGCUGCAACAGCAAGCUGAUUCUCGGCGGCGGGCUGCUGUUAUGGAGAUGAUGAGACAGCGUGCUGCAGAGGUUGCCAACAGUGCUGGGUGACCAUAUUGUACAAGUUGUAAUGGACAUACACAAGUUGUUAAUGCUGUACUUGUAGGUAUCAACAUUAUUGGGGAAGAAAAGAUCUCGUAGCGUACAGGAAACUGCUAACGAACAUACAAGCAUGUUCAUUGCUGGUUAACCAUCACCUACCCGUGGACCUAUAUUAUCCGAGUUGCUCUCAUCAACAAUGCAUCUCUUGGAGUGUAUAGGAUUCCGAGCAUUCCCCACCCGUAGCUCAUAAGUGAUUUUCUUUAAAAUUUUAUUCUGUGGAAUUGUUGAGGGCAAAUGUGCCUGUUUUCCUGAUUAAUUUUAUCAUGCAUUAAACAUUGGGAUUUCCUUUUCGUGUGAAUAGUUAGUUGUCUUAUUUAAAAAUGCUCAAGUACUUCACAUGUAGCAAGUUACUAGUCCUUGCUAAAACUUGUUCUUGACAGUUUUUUACCCAAUGUGACGAUGAUAUGAGUCCGAGCUUAAAGCUGAAAUCGAUAUAAUAUAUAGAGAUAAUUUCUCAUUUUA
This is a messenger RNA of Solanum lycopersicum (tomato), 5977 nucleotides long. RefSeq names its product histone acetyltransferase HAC1-like. Gene Ontology annotation, cellular component: transcription regulator complex; histone acetyltransferase complex. The record is from RefSeq and is a predicted model, not a curated record. Gene Ontology annotation, molecular function: zinc ion binding; histone acetyltransferase activity; chromatin DNA binding. NCBI's taxonomy places the organism in Eukaryota, Viridiplantae, Streptophyta, Magnoliopsida, Solanales, Solanaceae. Gene Ontology annotation, biological process: positive regulation of transcription by RNA polymerase II.